This is a messenger RNA of Coccidioides posadasii C735 delta SOWgp, 5367 nucleotides long. It is a transcript of the gene GEA2, whose product is annotated as GDP/GTP exchange factor for ARF. Gene Ontology annotation, molecular function: guanyl-nucleotide exchange factor activity. NCBI's taxonomy places the organism in Eukaryota, Fungi, Ascomycota, Eurotiomycetes, Onygenales, Onygenaceae. Gene Ontology annotation, biological process: regulation of ARF protein signal transduction. The record is from RefSeq and is a predicted model, not a curated record.
GCAAAUUUCUCACAAAUCAAUAUUUUAGAACAUAUCCCUGCGUUGAAACUUCCUUUGGCCCAUCGGAGAAUUUCUAUUGCAGGUCCUUUUGUUGAAUUACUCAUAAUUUUGAAAGGCAAUGCUAUCCUAAUUCUUUGGACACGUGGUUCGCUCCGAGCUCCUGCUUGUCGCCUCUCACAGUCUACCGCCGUUGACCUUAACCAAGGAAGAAGUCUACAGGGUAAACAUGAGCGUCGAGUCCGGAUCAAGCGUCAGGAAUGAUUCGCAACAAGCGCCCGGUCAAUCAUCGUCGGCGAGAUCCUCUACGUCGAUUCCAAAUGGACCCCACGCCGAGACUGCAAACUCGCAACGACCGGUCCCCAUAGCGGUGGACCCGAUCGCCUUGGUGACUUCAGAAUGCAUCACGGUUACUUCGUCGAUGCGAAAGCAUGCAAGAUGGGCACAUUCCUCUGUGGCAGCUAUUCUGGGAGGAAGCGGGUCGUCAAGGCCAUACGAAUUGGAUGCUUCGACGCCCCCCAGCCCGCAGCAUGGCUCAUCCGGCCAAAAAGCCAACACCGGGUUAGCGCCUCCGAGAGCGAGUACUGCGAGCAGUGAUCUAGAUCUUGUGCUUGCUGGAAGAUGGGGUCUACGGGGAAAGAAAGGGAAGAGUAUGCAGGAUAACCCUCUUAUGUCGGCCUUCACACGACUGCGUGUCGACUUGAAAGAAUGUCGUGAUAUACGCACCUUCGAUACACCCUCCCUCCUUCAUCCCUUCCUUCAGGUUAUCCGCUCUUCGUCCACCUCCGCACCCAUCACUUCGCUGGCCCUAGUCGCGAUCACGAAGUUCUUUGCCUAUGGUAUCAUUAACAAUGAUUCCCCGAGGCUAUCAAUGGCACUCCAGCGAUUGUCUGCAGCUAUAACGCACUGCCGGUUUGAAGCUAGCGAUUCCGCUGCAGAUGAGAUCGUUCUGUUGCGGAUUCUAAAGCUUAUGGAGGGAAUGAUUUCUAGGCCGGAAGGAGAGCUGCUCGGAGACGAGAGUGUCUGCGAGAUGAUGGAAACUGGAUUGAGCAUGUGCUGUCAGGUUCGGCUAUCGGAAGUCCUUCGGAGAUCCGCUGAGAUAGCGAUGGUGAAUAUGUGCCAGGUUAUUUUCCAACGUCUAACUCAACUAGACGCAGAAGCAACGUCUGGCGAUCAACUAGCUAGGGACGAUGAGUUGCUUGAUGAUACAAAUACCUUAAAGAUGGAUCCUUCAGUCGACGGAGAUACUGUGGCGUCUCAACAUCAAUCCAGCUUAGACUCAGAUACUUCUUCUGCUGAGCCGCCACGCCCUAGCGGUGAUGGACGACCGAGCACGACUGUAAAUGGUGACGGAACCAUCCAGCCCGAGGAGUUCAUGUAUCCUGAAGCGAAGCCAUACGGUUUACCUUCCAUCCGGGAACUGUUCCGCGUGCUUAUUGAUUUGCUUGAUCCUCAUAAUCUGCAGCAUACAGAUGCCAUGAGAGUCAUGUCCCUGAGAAUCAUUGACGUGGCUCUAGAAGUCGCGGGCCCAUCCAUCGCAAGACAUCCCAGCCUUGCUCAGCUCGCUCGGGACUAUCUGUGCCGAUAUCUGUUCCAACUGGUGAAAUCGGAGAAUGUAGCUAUUUUGAACGGCUCUCUCAGAGUCGCAGGGACGCUCUUGUCUACUUGUCGACACGUCUUAAAAUUACAGCAGGAGCUAUUCCUAUCCUACUUGGUUGCAUGUCUGCACCCACGGGUAGAAAUACCCCGGGAACCUGGAAUCGAUCCUGCGCUCUAUGUUGGCGUUCCACAGGCCCCGAAACUAGCGAAACCGUCUCCUUCGCAAGCAGGUAGCGGACGGUCGACUCCUGUUCCCGUCAAAGAUCGUCAAAAGCUUGGGAUGGAAGGUGGAUCUCGAAGACCUGAGUCCAGGGAGGCUAUGGUAGAGAGCAUAGGGGCUUUGGCACGAAUUCCCAACUUCAUGACAGAGCUUUUCGUCAAUUACGAUUGUGAAGUCGACCGAGGUGAUCUUUGCGAGGACAUGGUUGGGCUAUUAUCUCGAAAUGCAUUUCCCGACUCCGCGACGUGGAGCACAACUAAUGUUCCACCACUUUGCCUCGAUGCUCUACUAGGUUAUGUCCAAUUUAUUGCCGAUAGGCUUGAUGACGAACCAAAAUACGAAGGACUCCCUGACCUCUCGCGAUUAAAAGAGCAGAGACAGCGAAAGGCAAUUAUAAUUCAAGGAGCCACGAAAUUUAACGAAGACCCUAAAGCUGGAAUUGCUUUUUUUGCUUCGAAAGGGAUCAUUGAGGAUAUCGAAAAUCCAAAGCUAAUCGCAAGAUUCCUCAAGGGUACGAGUCGUAUUUCCAAAAAAACGCUGGGGGAAUACAUUUCCAACCGCAACAAUGAGAAGAUUCUGGAGGCAUUCAUGGAGCUGUUCGAUUUCGAAGGCGUCGGCAUUGUGGAUGCCCUUCGACACGUUCUGGGUUCUUUUCGGCUUCCGGGAGAGUCUCCUUUAAUCCAACGGAUUGUCACCGUAUUCGCUGAAAAAUAUCUUGCUGGAGGCAAGCCCAAAGAAGCCGCUGACUCGGAUUCUCUUUUUGUUUUGACUUACGCCAUUAUAAUGUUAAACACCGACCUACAUAACCCCAACGUAAAGCCCCAAAAUCGCAUGACGUUAGAAGGUUUCACUAAAAAUCUUGGAGGAGUGAACGCUGGCCGCGACUUUCCAGCUGAGUAUCUGGAAGGAAUUUAUCGCUCAAUUCAACAAAAUGAAAUUAUCUUGCCUGAUGAGCACGAAAACAAGCAUGCGUUCGAGUAUGCGUGGAAGGAAUUGCUGAUAAAGGCAACCACCGCUGGUGACUUAAUACGAUGCGAUUCUAACAUAUUUGAUGCCGAGAUGUUCGAGGCGACUUGGCGUCCUGUGGUAGCUACUCUCUCUUACGUCUUCAUGUCUGCAUCGGAUGAUGCGGUGUUCUCCAGAGUCGUCAUUGGAUUUGACCAAUGCGCGAAGAUUGCCGCGAAAUAUGGGCUAACAGAGGCGCUUGACCGCAUAAUAUUCUGUCUUAGCUCCAUUAGCACUCUCGCCUUGGAGGCCCCCCCUAACACUUCUCUCAAUACAGAGGUGCAAAUAGGGAAGAAAACGGUUAUGGUUAGCGAGCUCGCGGUGAAGCUAGGAAGAGACUUCAGAGCACAACUUGCUACAGUUGUUUUGUUCCGCGUGAUCUCAGGCAGCGAAGCGGCCAUCCAGAACGGAUGGGGAUAUGUCGUCAGGAUCCUUCAUCAUUUAUUCAUAAACUCUCUCAUCCCUCAACUCGAUAUACGAGACUCCGGUCUUGAUAUUCCCCCGAUCCCCCUUCAACCACCCUCCCAAGUUGUUGACAGAGAUGGGCGUAGUAACGAGGCGGGCUUGUUCUCUGCGUUUACGUCCUAUCUCUCCAGCUACGCGGCUGAUGACCCCCCUGAGCCGUCCGAUGAGGAAAUUGAGAACACAAUGUGCACUAUUGACUGCAUUAAUGCAUGCGGGGUUUCUGACCUACUUGAGAGCAUAAGGUCCAUUCCCAUAUCCUCCAAAUCUCAUCUUGUCAGCGCUCUUCUUGCCAAACUUCCCGAUACGAGUCCUGCUGUCAUUACUGUAAAAUCCGAACGCCCACAGGUUCAUUCAUCGAGGGCCGCAACCGGCAAAACGAACAUUACGAAGCCCGCCUAUAAACCAGGAACGGUUUACAUACUCGAGUUAGCGACAUUGCUUGUGUUACGAGACGCUGAUACAAUACAGCAACUGGGGGAGAAUCUGAUGCGAACAUUGCAAGACAUUAUUCGAGACGCUAAAAAUGUACACCCGUUGAUGCUUUCUCGCGUAAUAUAUUAUCUUUUGGUUCUUCUGCGUCGCAGCUACGAAUAUUCCUUUAUGAGGCCUCCAGUUGUUCUCCAUUCCAUAUCCAGUUUUGAACAAGAUACCCUUGAAAGCGUUGCUGUCCCAGUAAUCACUGGUCUCGCAAGCAUUGUCAGCGAGGCUCCACUCUGGAAAGAAAUUACGAAAUACCCAGACUUUUGGUCCAUCCUUCAAAGAUUACAUCAACACCAAGACGGAGCUGCCAUGAUAUUUGAACUUUUGCAAAAUAUUAUCGAGUCUGACCCCGCGGUGGUUACUGCGGACAAUUAUGAGGCAGCAGUUGGCCUCGCGAAUGACUUUGCAAACUCCGGAAGCAUUGUGGCUUCUCAAGAAUUGCGGUAUGAGUCUUCAGUGAGAAGGUCUCGGUCGGUCAAAAAGUCCAACAAAAUACAGGAUAAUCCUUUCGUAAUCCGGGGCACAAAAGCGAUAGGGAUCAUCUUCCACAUGACUGCUCGUGUACCGACGCUCAUUAGCCAGUCGCAUCUAGAACGAAACGAAGCAUGGGCUGCAUAUUGGUCCCCAAUAUUCAACGCUCUUACCACCCAAUGUCUCAACCCUUGUCGAGAUAUCAGGCAUCAGGCAAUUUCUGCCCUGCAACGAACGUUGUUAUCUCCGGAACUUGCGUCUACAGAUCAUAAGGAAUGGGUGGCGAUUUUCAGCGAAGUCCUAUUCCCGUUAAUAUUGCGCCUGCUUAAGCCGGAGGUCUACCAAUCGGAUCCAGUCGGCAUGAGCGAGACCCGAGUUCAGGCAGCGACGCUUGUGUGCAAGGUAUUCUUGCAUUAUCUUGUCUUGCUGUCCGAAUGGGAGGGUAUGCUUGACUUGUGGUUGAACAUCCUUGAUAUCCUGGACCGCAUGAUGAAUAGUGGGCAAGGCGACAGUCUUGAGGCGGUCCCUGAGAGCUUGAAGAAUAUACUUCUCGUGAUGGCAGAUGGAGGAUACCUAUCACCUCCAAGCGAAGAUCCAACCAAGGAGAAGAUAUGGAUUGAGACCCAAAGAAGACUAGAUCGGUUUCUUCCCGACUUGUUCAAGGAAAUAUUCCCGUCGGCUUUUGAAGAAAAGGCCGCCCCGACAGCAUCAGCGCAUGACCAACAUCCACAUCCUACAGCCGAGAGGGCAAGCGAUGAGAAAUCCAGCGACAAGGGUGACCAAGCCCUAGAAGAGGAGGACAACGUGGACUAAUACUAUUAUCAAUAUGAUUCAUCCCUUUUGUGCGCUUUGGGCCCCACAAGCGGCAAUGACUUUUGAUAGACAAGCUGCAAUGAAGGUGUUUGUGAUAUACUAGAGUGAAUAGAGAGUUGUGCUGCUGAGCGAGUCCCUUUAUCAGAAUGGCGUAUUAUGCUGUCGCUCGGUACAUACUUUCAUUUUUCCGUAUUGAAAUUCUGCCUGCUGAGUUAUGGACUAUUUCCGUCCUAACUACUCCGUACGGAGCAGGUUAACUAACUCUCUAGUUAACUGACUGAAAUCCCAUCUGAUGAUUAAUUAACUAUAUACCUCUC